Molecule: messenger RNA, 612 nt
Organism: Ostertagia ostertagi
Lineage: Eukaryota; Metazoa; Nematoda; Chromadorea; Rhabditida; Trichostrongylidae
Source: the annotation of a GenBank genome assembly
AGAGCUACAGAACUUUUUACCACGUAUGUCAACCUUAUCCAAUCUUUCAGAUGUGUGGUUCAACGUUUUCGAAAUGGCACCUAUGUUGAUAGGCAGGGAACAACGAUAGGCGUAGAUUUCACUAUGAAAACCCUUAUUAUAGAUGGCAAACGUGUGAAGUUACAAAUAUGGGAUACCGGUGGACAGGAGCGAUUCCGAACUAUAACGCAGUCAUAUUACCGAUCGGCGAACGGGAUUGUUUUGUGCUAUGAUAUCACUUGUAAACAGUCAUUCAACAGUUUGCAAAGGUGGAUUGACGACGUUUCAAAGUUUGCUGCACCGAACGUUGUAAAGCUGUUAGUGGCAACCAAAUGUGACCUUGAGGAACAGCGUGUUGUUGAAAGAGAGGAAGGUGAAUUAGUGCAAAGGGCUAAUGGUAUGUUUCUGAUGGUAGAGACUAGCGCUAAAAGCAAUGUCAACGUCGACGCAGCUUUUCUAGAACUGGCUACGAUUUUGAAACGCCAGUACGAUCAAGGCGUUCAUCGAGACCCUGCCAGCAAUGAGACUUUCCGACUCGGUGCUGGUGGUUCGACACCUAUAGGCUCAUCAUGGCAUCAAUGUUGCCAGUGGUAA